Molecule: messenger RNA, 1060 nt
Organism: Amphimedon queenslandica
Lineage: Eukaryota; Metazoa; Porifera; Demospongiae; Haplosclerida; Niphatidae
Product: zinc finger CCCH domain-containing protein 15 homolog
Exons: 2
Coding region: 31-1017 (328 amino acids)
Source: RefSeq, a predicted model, not a curated record
CUAUUGUUUGCUGUGCUGUAGGUGGUGUCCAUGUCCAAAAAACUCAAAGAGAAGGAGACAGAGAUAUCAAAAUUAACGGAAUCACUUCACUUCCACACUGAGGGGAACCGUGAGCUGAAGGAACACCUUGAUGCUGCACUGAAUGAAGAAACAAUAGCUAAAAUAGAGCAAAGGAUUAGCAAGUACAAGACAGAGAGGGACACCACAAAGGAAGCAAUGAAGACCCUAAGAGCUUCAUGCGAUGAACAAUUAUCACUGAAAGAAUCCACCAUAUUGAGCCUUAGAGAAGAACUGUUGAAGUAUCAGGAAGAGAAGCAAGCCUGGGCUGUCAAGUAUAAGAAAAGAAAGAGCGAGCUCUCUGAACUCAAGAAAGGUUCUAAGGAAGCCAUAGCAAAGCUUCAUAGCCAGUUACAAGAGAAGGAGCAACUAUUACAGAGUCUUGCUGCACAUGAUACUGAUAGAGAUGAUGAUGAUGAUGAUGAUGAUGAUGAUGGAGGAGGUAAUAGUGAUGCAAAUCAGGAGGCAGAGUAUGUACAUGUAAGUAAUGAAGAAGAGAUGGAGGAAGAUAAUGAAUUAUAUCUAACAGCUGUCAACGACUCAUUUCAAUCAGGACCUUCAGUUCCAACUACAAAACACUCCACAGACAUUAAACAAAAAACUUCUCCAUCACUUUCACGUCAUACUCGAUCAUCAAUCCACAAAAGUAGCAAAGAGGCAAUUCCCUGUCAUACUCACCUAAGAGGAGCUUCUAAAGCAACCACUUCAACAUCAUCUCAAGUGAUUGUAAGAACAAAGACCGGAGAGAAGCAGUCAGUGAUAGUGCCUGGAGUAUUGGAAGAGAUGCCAAUAGGCAGUAUUGUAGUGGUGAAGAGAAAGGAUGGUAUUUAUGAGCAAGGACUCCUGAGAUAUGUUGGAAAGGAACAGUGUGGUGUGGAGCUGGAGCUACCAAGAGAAGGAACAAAUGGUAAAAAUUAUGAUGGAACCUAUAAAGAUGGUCAACGCUAUUUUCACUGGUAAGGACUAAUCCCUUUUUCAUGCUUUCCGUUAAUAAUCUCAUUAU